AUGGCUUCCCUCCAGCACAAUCUCCGCCUGGCUACCGAGGCCGAUCUCCCGGCCAUGACAGAAGUCCUCAACGCAGCAUCGCGCCAGGACCCCAUCUACCCCUAUCGGUUCCCCGAUCGCCAUCGCUAUCCAUCCGAGUUUGCUCUGCUCUGUCGCCAGAAAUGCACCGAGUACUUAGCAUCCAGUACCGUGGUCGUCUGCGAGAUGCCGAGCGCCACCGAUGCCGGGGCUAUGCGGGUCGUUGCCUUUGCCGUCUGGGAUACGCCGGCUUCGCAACACAGGGUCCAGGCCCACACCGGGAGCUUGGAGCCGCUCCCCUCCCAACAACCAUCCUCCCUCGGCGUUCCCAUCACCAUCGGCCACAAGGACAGAAUGGACGCUUUUAAAUCCGCCUGCGUUCGGUACAAGGCGUCCUUCUUCGAUGCGAAAUAUAAAAGAGGACAUGUCAUGCUCAGGAUCUUGCUUUGCCACCCCGACUACCAACGUCGGGGAGCAGGCAAGGCCUUGACAGAGUGGGGGAUUCAGGAGGCACAGAGGUUGGGAUUAUACACCACUGUGUUUGCGAGCCCCAUGGGACUUCGCCUGUACACCAAACUAGGCUUCACCGAGAUCGGACGAUUCAGAGUCGAGGUGGAAGGUGACGAGGAACAUCUAGAGAUCCCUGCGCUGGUCUUGAGCCCAUCAGCCGGGAUAUGGGAGAGUGGGAGGAAAGCGACUUGUGGGAUGGUUACGGGGGCGGGUUACAAUGGUGUUUCGUCGACUGUUUGCGCGUGAUUGCCGAGCAGCGUCUUGGUGGUGGGUGAUUCCUUUUUGUCAGAGCAAGCGAGGCAUAUUUGGCGACAUUUACACGGCGUGACACGGUUUCGAGUUGGAUCUCGUUUUGUUCUUUUGUUCGAAGAUCAUCUUGGGGGUUAUAUAUUCUUAAAUGGCUGGCAGGCUGGCAAAAACAUUACACAUUGCGUGUUGGUUGCACAAAGAGGGGUGCGGCGGUUCGUUUGGUGAACCUUUACACUUGGUGUUUCAUGAUUAUUGGGCAUUUCUUUUCGUUAUCGGAGCGGGCGGACACGUCUUACGCAUACAGUUGUACAAAGCAUUGCCGUCGCCAUCCUUUUUCUACCAUCCUGGAGGGAAGACUUGUUCUACUAUUAGGGGUUGUGGAGAUAUGUGUUACAGAUAUGAGAUCAUUGCUUACAUAGGUAUCUUAUGCAUGAAGAAUGGAAAUAGAUGGAGGCUCAAGUGUGGUGAGAACGAUAUGUAUUUACUCUGUAGACAGGAACUUAGAGACUGCGAUGAAAUGAUAAGGCCUUACAAAACAGCCAAUCCACAUUACAAAUAUCUUUCUAGACCAUGUGACUAAUUUGGAAAAUUUCUUGAUGAUCUCAAGAGGCCUGUUAAUAUGUAUUCAAGUAUGACAUUGUAUUUGCACUCAACAAUCUGAUAUGAAGAU
Molecule: messenger RNA, 1447 nt
Organism: Podospora pseudocomata
Lineage: Eukaryota; Fungi; Ascomycota; Sordariomycetes; Sordariales; Podosporaceae
Exons: 2
Coding region: 1-774 (257 amino acids)
Molecular function (GO): acyltransferase activity, transferring groups other than amino-acyl groups
Source: RefSeq, a predicted model, not a curated record